Messenger RNA from Drosophila virilis, 896 nucleotides. It is a transcript of the gene Dnaaf4, whose product is annotated as Dynein axonemal assembly factor 4. The record is from RefSeq and is a predicted model, not a curated record. Lineage: Eukaryota; Metazoa; Arthropoda; Insecta; Diptera; Drosophilidae. Gene Ontology annotation, biological process: inner dynein arm assembly; cilium movement; outer dynein arm assembly.
AUGGCAGUAGACAGGGUCUUAGCUUUCCAAAUAGUAGACGGACGGCAAAGGCUAGAAACGGCUCAUUCACCACAAAACAAUUGCGUGGGCCAGGACAACGGCGGCAGCUCAGAAUGGUGCAGAUAUCCCAGACCGAGGAGGACAUUAAAAUAUCCAUCGAACUGAACAGGCUGGUCACGCGCAAGCCGGACGUUGUACUGUUGCCGCAGUACUUGAAGUUUAACAGCCCACCAAUAUUCUUUGAACGGCAUCUGGCCCAGGAGAUCGAUGAAAUGGCCAGUUUCUGUCGCAUUUUCAAGCAUGAGGCGCGCAUUGUGCUUGUCAAGAAACAGGCCGGCAUCUGGCCGGAGCUCUUCCAGAAGCUGGACAAAGAGGCGUUGAUGCAAAAACGAUUAGAAAUCGCCGAUUUAAUUGUGGAGCGCAAUAAGAAACGCGAUGAGAUGGCAUUGGAGCGUUACGAGAACAAGCGACGCGCCGAAAUUACAAAGGAGGUGAAGCGUGAAGGCGACAUGAAGGAUCGCGUUAAGAAGUUUCAGGAGAGCUCAUGCCAAGAGGCUCUAAUGGUGGGCGUGCGCAAAGAAACCCAUGCCAAGCCCAAUAACUCGACGCAUAGCAACAACAACAACAACAACAACAGGGAACAGCUGGCAACGGACAUGCGACAGGCAACUCCUGUGGUGCGGUAUCAACCACCCCUGGCCAUGACGGCGGUGCGUGGCAAUGGACGGAUUAGCGUGAGCUUCUCUAGUCAGCACAAGAUGAACACACCGAAGCGUGAAUCCCAGGAGGGCAUUCAGAUGCCAUUCACUAUACAGGAUAGAUUGAAUGGCAAUCCGCCGACCAGGGAAAAAACUCCAAUGGAGAGGCUCGACGAGUAAAAAUUAUAAAAAAAAAAA